Molecule: messenger RNA, 1353 nt
Organism: Gossypium raimondii (Peruvian cotton)
Lineage: Eukaryota; Viridiplantae; Streptophyta; Magnoliopsida; Malvales; Malvaceae
Product: receptor-like protein 43
Exons: 1
Coding region: 1-1353 (450 amino acids)
Molecular function (GO): protein binding
Source: RefSeq, a predicted model, not a curated record
AUGAAUGAUCUCAAUUUGUUGGAUCUGCAAGGAAAUAACUUCAGUGGAAUGUUACCAAAAUUUUCAAAAGCAACCCAAUUAUAUAUUCUCAAAGUUAGUGAGAAUAGAUUGGAAGGGAAGUUGCCUAGAUCAUUAGUGGAAUGCACUCUGCUUGAAGUUUUGGACGUGGGAAACAACAUGAUGAAUGAUACAUUCCCUUUUUGGUUGCAGAAAUUGCCUUACUUGAUGGUUCUAAUAUUGCGGGAAAACAGAUUUUAUGGUCAAAUUAAACAUUUCAAACAUAAAUUUGUUUUCCCAAAUUUGGAUGUGUUGGACAUUGCUUCAAACCAGUUUUCUGGUGAACUAUCCAUUAAUUUCCUUCAAACCACUCGACUAAGGUCACUCAAAAUAGGUGGGAAUAAAUUAGAAGGGAAGUUGUCGAGAUCAUUAGCCAAUUGUAAAGCACUUGAGGUUCUGGACCUUGGAAAUAAUAUGGUUCAUGAUACAUUCCCAUUUUGGUUAGAGAAACUGCCUUCUUUGAAGGUUCUCAUUUUGCGAGCAAACAGAUUCUACGGCACAAUUGCAGAAUUCAACACAGAACGUGGGUUUCCAAAGCUACGCAUAUUGGACAUUGGUUCCAACAAUUUUUCAGGCAACUUGUCCAUUGAAUUUUUGCUAAGCUUGAAGGCAAUGAUGCAGUUAAGAAAUGACGACAAAGCUAAGCUGGAUUACAUUGGAGAGGAUUAUUAUCAAGAUUCAGUAACAAUUUUCAACAAAGGGAUUGAAAUGUUCUACCAAAAAGUCUUGACAAUUCUUACUUGUCUCGACCUUUCCAACAAUAGUUUCCAUGGGAGAAUACCAGAAGAAAUACAAAUGCUGAGGUCACUCAAAGUGCUAAACUUGUCCUAUAAUAGCUUCUCCGGUGAAAUCCCGGUAGCACUUGGAAACCUAAAAGAUCUCGAGUCUUUGGAUCUCUCACAGAAUGAGCUGUCAGGGAAGAUUCCUCCACAACUUACAAGUUUAACUUUCUUAGCAGCAUUGAACUUGUCUUACAACCAACUUGAAGGGAGCAUACCACAAAGCAACCAAUUCAUUACAUUUUCAAAUGAUUCCUACCAUGGGAACCCAAAAUUGUGUGGGCUGCCACUGUCAAGGAAAUGCAAUGAAGUUGGUCUUCCAAUGCCACCACCUCCAAGGGGAGAUGAAGAAUCAUGGUUAUAUGCUAUGACUACUUGGAAAAUUGCGUUGAUGGGUUAUGCUAAUGGAUUGGUCGUUGGGCUAUGUAUCGGAUAUACAGGGCUGAAUGAGUUGGGAAACAAAUGGGUUGACAGGCUCAAAAAACACGGGGAAAGAAACAAAAGAAGAUCUAGGUGA